Messenger RNA from Mycena citricolor, 5682 nucleotides. NCBI's taxonomy places the organism in Eukaryota, Fungi, Basidiomycota, Agaricomycetes, Agaricales, Mycenaceae. The record is from the annotation of a GenBank genome assembly.
CGACCUUCUAGAUAAAUACAGAUAUUUAGUAUAUAUACAAGAGGUAGCUUACAGAAUAAUACAAGUUCUCAUUCUUACAUUCUCAUUACUCAGGUCCAUAUUUUUCCGAUCCUGGUUCGAUUUUGACGCGCCUCGGAAAUCCACGGGCGGUGAAAGAGGUCGGUCGAAUUUUCGAACGCGCCUCGGAACUCCUCAGGCUCUGUUUUGGGUGUUAGCUAUUGAUUGGUUUCGAGUCUCGACAAACCCCGGAACUCCACGGGUUGUACAAAAUGUGAGUGGCAUUUUCGGACGCGUCUCAGAACGUUCGAGCCUCUGACGCUUCUUCACGGAGCACUGCGGAUACGACCCCACAUCCAUAUCCCGGUCUACCACCGCACUGGAGGCGAGGCACCAAUGUAAGCACUGAUCCCAAUCAUGAGGAGACAGCGGAACAAGCGGAACCUGGAAAGCAAUCUCCGACGGUGAGCGUGAGCAAAGCGCAAAGAAAGUGCGGGGACAGUCCCGGGCAAGGGGGCGGCAAAGCACAGCAAAGAGGUGGUGAGCUACCGCUGAUCUCGCAUUCGAGGCGAGGCGCCGACGUACGCACUGAUCCCGGCCAAGAGGAGACAGCGGCACAAGCGGAGGCUGGAGAAAGCGAUCUCUGAUGGUGAGCGCGAGUAAAGCGCAAAGAAAGCGCGGGGACGGUCCCGGGCAAAGGGGUGGCAAGGCACAACGAAGAGGCGGUGAGCUAUCACUGAGCACGGGCUACUCGUGCUUGAUGGUGGUGACAAUUGAGGCGUCCGAAGCAUAAUGCAGCUAAUAUAUACAUUUAGAAUGAAGGACGAUGUACUACGACCAUUAAAUAGCACGUCCGACGUGAGCGCGGGGCUGACGCGAUGAGCAGCGACGAUAUCAUUGAUCAGAUCUGUGCACAAGCUACGCCCACGCCCCCAUCACACAAGCCAAGCCCGGCCCGCUAAUUUUAAACUCCGACAUGGGGCACAAGCCUGGUUGACAAGCCGGUAUAAUAAGUCUCCUGGAUCUUCGGUGGCUCCACGGUGUCGACGACGAGCGUGGCGGGCCGGUUUGGGUUCGUCCAUAAGCUCACGACGCCGGACCUCAUCGCCUCGACGGUGCCGUUCGAGAACAGCGCGACGGAUGUGAUCUUCACGUGUGUGCCCGCGGCAGCUGCCAGGGCCGGCGACGUCUACGCCAACACCAUCAACGUCGGCCGGCGGACGAAGAGCUCGAGUGCGGUCCCGACGCUCAACCUGAUUCGUUUCUCCCCGCUGUCCUUCGUCAACACGCACACCAUCGCGCAAGCCGCCGCGGGGAUGAACCCCAGCGGCAACUUCGACAUCACACGCGGCUUCGUCUUCAGCGGCCAGCUGCCCGUCCCACCGCUCGCGUUCACGCUGAUCCACGAGGUCCAGCACUCGGACCCGCUCAUGAACAACCCCCAGAUCGAGCGCUUCAUCGACCAGAAGGUCGCCGGGGUGCGCGCCUAUGGGUUCAACCAAAUUCAGAACCUCGCUGCCCCGUUGAAGCCGCAGAACCCGCAGAACUACGCGUUCUUUGCGCUGUUGGCCCAGUCGAACCCCGAGUUCUUCGACUCCAAAUGCUUCAUCGGAAACCAACUCGGCACUCGCAAGCUGCUCGAAGAGGUCCCUGAGGAUUCGAACGAACUCAGUGCUCGCGCGCUGGUUGAGGAAGUCACGGACGGCGAAGACGUUCUCGAUGGUUCCGAAGAUCUCUCCGCGAGAGCAAUCAGGAAACCUAUCGGGAAGAAGCCUAUCGCCAGACCCGUCACGAAGAAGCCCAUCGUCAGGCCUGUGGGCAAGCCUGUCGUGAAACCCGUCACGAAACCGUCCACCAAGCCAGUCACCAAGCCAGUCACCAAACCGAUCACGAAGCCUCCCACCAAACCCGUCACGAAACCGCCCACAAAGCCAGUGACCAAGCCGCCCACUGCACCGGUCGCAACCAAGCCUGCGCCUCCAAAGGCCUCCGCGUCCAAAGCGGCCGCGUGCUCCGCCAGCGCGAAGGUGUGCACGGCGUGCGCGAAGAUCGCGAAGGGCAUCCCGGGCGACGUCAAGCUGAGCCACUUUGACGACGAUUUGGUGUAAACUAGGGGUCGUGGUCGUGUAUCUUUUGGCUGGAUGUAACCUUGAUCUGCUGGAAAUGAGAAGGUGAAUUCGUUGGAGUCGACGCUUGGAUGGGUGCCGGCUUGAUACCAUUCCCUGCUUGAAGCGAGCCAGAACUCCGAUUCCGCGGCAUGACUUCACGGCGGCCGUCGUGCAAAGAAGAAUACAUGUUUGGCGUAUCCAGGAAGCACGGAAAGCACAUCGAGCAUCUUCGCGCGUUGAGUACGACGAUAGAAUUCUAGUCGCGGUCGCUGGUCGUUGGUAGCAGCAGUGGCAUCGACAUGGGAGGCCAGUUGCGCGUUGUCGUUAAGUCCAAGCCUAGGGGUGUAGUAGUUGCCAGUCGAUGAAGAUAGCCACGCCUUGUCAUCGGUGGGCGAACAGAAGGGGGCCGAGCCGAUGCGACGAUGCACGGUGACGGGGGUGCGGAUCGGACGCGACGCACGUACUGGUAUGCAGGCCCUUGUUCCCCUCCGCUCUGCCUUCCAUUUCUUCAUCCAGGAUUUACGAUGCGUUGACGUCAGCCGUGAGUUCCUUGGCAUGCGUGCGAAGCUGAGAGAAAGAUUCGUAUUCAAUGGUGGAAGGCGGCGUUGCGAGGACUCAGGCGACGCGUUUGUUCAUGACGCACCGCUCGCAGUGUAGGUAUCGGAAACUUACACGGUUUCUGACAUGAUACAAAGAAUACUUCUGGCACAUCCGGGCCACUCGGUGAGGCCUCGGUAUUGACUCGGGCAUCGGGAUGCCCAGAUAAGGUGGAUUUAGAAGCCACGGCGACGCGGCUAGAAAGAUGAAGCAAAGUGGGGCGGAGGUCGGGCGAAAUGAUCGCGAUCACGUGUGGAGUCGGUGCCCUACCCUGAGCAGUCCGCGCGGCUACCAUCGGUUCCGGGCAUCUUUUUGUCUUGGGUCUCCGAACUUGUCCGAGUCCUGUGCUAUGAUGUCUUGCAGGUAGAUGGAUAAGUAAUGAUGUCUUGUAUUUAGAUGGAUUCUUGCGGCUGCAAGUUUAGUCACUUAGAGGUGCCGCUAAACAACGUGGAGCAGCAGGGAGCGGCCAGCAGAUUAUUACCGCCUGAGCGAGAAAGAUCCGAUCCGAGCCACCUCAAGCGCUUGGCUUGGUUGAUGAUAGACACAAGCGGCAGAUAUGCAACACAGGAUACUGAACGCGUUCUCGAAGCAUUCAUUCCGAACUUUCAAGAUGAUCUGCUUCUUUCUCUAGGAUAUGCUGAGAUGGCUCACGGAGGCGCACCAUCGUCGUCGUCCAUGUACAAUUCAGACUGCUUGCUACACAGCACCCAGUUCAGAUAACCCGGAGGACGCCGCUGACAGGAGACGCGGACGAUCCCGGUAGCCAAACACAAGAAAAUCGUAACUCCUUUGACACCUACUUUUUGACACUUGCAUCCGUGGAUUGACAACUGAUCGAAGAUCUCACGAAUGUGCAGUCUCUGCCAAGUCCACCCGACAACCUGGCACAUCCAGCGUCUACGCACACCCACCGAGGCCGCGACGGGCCUUGGGCCUUGGCCUCGGAGAGAACACCGCUCAGGCGUCUAUUGCUCGGCCGUUGCUCGAGUCCAGCUACCUAGCGGGCGCUGCUGAACAGAGACCAAGCUUUCCUAUCGGAAAUCGUGAUUUGGUUGUGAUACCAAGAAGGUUGUUUGUCUUCUCACAGCCGAAACGGUUCGCACAGCCGCCCAGCAGCUACCCCCAAUCUUAGUCGACGAAAUAUGAUUGGCUCCGCGAUUCGGUCAUUGUUCUGCUUCUCGUCCAUGAAUACUUGGCACUGGGCUUCAAAUACUUAUGUGAUCCUAAGAGCCAUGAGCCGCUCACCCUGGUUUCGGUUGCUUCGUCGUGUGGAGCUCGUCGAUUUCGGCCGCUGCUUCUUCUUCUUUUUCGCGCAGGGCGUGCAUACAUUAAGGAGGCGCCAGUUGUUUCUGUCUCCUCAUCGACAAUCCCUUUCCUCGGUUUCCUUUCUUUCUUUCUUCCCUUUUCCCGCCUUUCCCUCCUUCACCCCCUCAAAAUGGAGAACCAAUCCAAAGUCAGUUCCCUGUUCCGCCGGAUCCACGGAUGGUCGUGGCAAGCGUUCCCGAUCGGUAUGGGCACCGGUGCCGUCUACGUCUCGCUCUCUGGCCUCGAGGCACAGACGCCCGCGCUGGUGACUCUCCAAGUGGUCUUCUACUUCAUCAACAUGGCCCUCUUCCUGCUCAACACGAGCACCCUCCUCGCGCAAGCCAUCGUCUUUCCGAGGCAAGCAUGGAGGCUGGUGCAGGACCCAGUCAAAGGCAUCUUCGUCCCCCUCGUCGUCCUCUCGUUCGCCACUAUCAUUAUCGGGACGAUCAACUACGCGGUGCCGCCCAAACACAUCGGACCGGAGCUGAUCUAUGUGCUGUUUUGGGUGUACACGGUGUUCGCGCUGCUGACCUGCUUCCCGAUGAUGAUGAUCUGGUUCAAUAAGCCACACGAUUUGAACCACUUCACACCUGCCUAUGCGUUCUUGGUCUUCCCUCUGAUGCUGGUCGGCGUGGUUUCUUUCAACGUUCUGAACGUGAUGGCGAACGACGAUCCCCGAGCUCUGGGCGUCCUCUUUGUCGGCUAUUUCUUCCAGGGUCUCGGGUUCUUCAUGACCUUCAUCUACAUCUGCAUCUAUGUGAUCCGGGUUAUGACCACUGGGUUCUUGGACGGACAUCAGGCAAACGGUGCAUUUGUUGCCUGCGGUCCCCCUGGCUUUACUGCCCUUGCCCUGCUUAACCUCGGACGCCACGCCAAGGACCUUCUGCCCCAGUUCAAUCUCGUUUCGCCGCAAGCGGGCGAGAUCUGGUACGCCGUCAGCAUCAUGUCAGCGCUGAUGCUGUACGGGCUCGCGGUGUUCCUCUUCGUGUUUGGUGUUCUGCCGUAUUGGUUCAAAGUGCACAAACACCUGAACGAGAUCCUUGGAUGCUGGGCGCUGACCUUCCCCAACGUCGGCUGGAUCAACACCACGAAAUCGCUUGGCAAACUGUUGAACGUCCCGGGGCUGUUAACGCUGCAUGCGGUUUUGACGGUCGUGAUCGUGAUCACUUGGGCCGUGCUCAUCGUCCUGACUGCGAUCGCAUUCUGGAAGGGGCUCAUCUUCUACUCCAAACCGGAUGACGUGCUCAAGGACUCGGCCUCUACAGCCUCCACGGAGAACGAGAAGGACGAGCCGGCGCCGCCGCUCGCGAUUGACCAAGAGCGGCAUUCUCACCAGAGCGGCGCGUACAACCACGUCUGAGCGACCGGACACACCCGUGACGGACCUUUCACACACACUCCCCCUUUUUCUUACCUCCCUCUUUUUAUUGUGGCCUGGCGGAUUUACAUGUAGCACAACCUGGAGUUUUGCAUAGAGACAAUCAUAGAGACAUUCCCCACCAUCAUUUAGUAUCGCGCCAUUUACACACGUAGUUUUGUAUUUUCUAGCAGAUCGGAGAUCGGGCACUUCCGGGUCUUGCCGUUAGAAGGCAGGAUUCGAAUGUACAUGUAUGCUUUUUCCCCACUAUCAUCUUGUGCAAGGCUGUCCGAGACCUUCAAGUUCGUUCCAAGCGUG